This is a messenger RNA of Rhincodon typus (whale shark), 549 nucleotides long. Its product is annotated as bone morphogenetic protein 7-like. The transcript has 4 exons. The coding region runs from base 1 to 549 and encodes 182 amino acids. The record is from RefSeq and is a predicted model, not a curated record. Lineage: Eukaryota; Metazoa; Chordata; Chondrichthyes; Orectolobiformes; Rhincodontidae.
AUGGCGGAGGUUUGGAUUGUAUUAUCAUUCCUCUGGCUUUUGUUCAAUGUGGAAAGAACACAUACUGAGGCAAAUGAUCAAUCUGCAUUCCAGUGUGAAGUCGGGGGUGUUGGAGUCCACAAAUUGCUGAAACCCUCUGAGGGUCGCAGUAACCCUUCUGAAGUAGAAUCAAAAAUUGAGUCCGACUUGUUUCCCCUGGACUCUAGGACCAUCUGGGCUGCAGAGGAAGGGUGGUUGGUAUUCGAUAUUACAGCCACAAGUAAUCAUUGGGUCGUGAAUCCAAACAUUAACCUGGGCCUUCAGCUCUUUGUGCAGACAACCACAGGGCAGAGUGUCAAUCCCAAGAUGGCUGGUCUGAUAGGGAGACUUGGGCCUCAGACUAAACAACCAUUCAUGGUGGCCUUCUUCAAAGCCACUGAAGUUCACAUCCGCAGUGCACGAUCAGCAAGUGGUAAACAGAAGAACCAGGGUCGUUCUCGGUCUUCUAAGAGUCAGGAAUCUUUCAGAGCAACCAGCUUAACAGAUUCCAACUUCCGGAUCUACCUCUAA